GAAAAAAUAAUCGACUUCCUGUUUGAAUUGCUGUAAGCGAUAAACAAAAUCCAAGAUGGAAGUCACACGAACAAAUUUCAAUGAGCUUUUGGAUGACAUCAACAAUGCCAUAAAACAAGCAAGCUUCAUUGCAUUUGAUGCUGAAUUUACAGGAUUAGAAGACACUAAGCAUGGUCAUGCCCUUCCAUUUGACACACCUGAAGAGAGAUACACCAAGCUACGAAAGGGAUCCUUAGAUUUCCUCGUUUUACAGUUUGGGCUCUGCACUUUUAAAUAUGACAAUAAGAAGAAAAGACAUAUUGCCCAACCCUUUAAUUUUUAUGUAUUCCCGAAACCAUAUUCACGCCAGGCUCCAGACAGAAGAUUUAUGUGUCAAAGUUCCAGUAUAGAUUUUUUAGUAUCACAAGGUUUUGAUUUUAAUAAAGUAUUUUGCGAAGGCAUACCAUACUUAACACCAACACAAGAAAAUGCAUUAAAAGAAACAAUUGAACAAAAACAUCUCCUACACGCUCAGUUUUCAUCGCCAGCAUUUACUAGUCCACAUGGUCAAGAUAUUGGCCCUAAUAAAGGACCGAUUGCUAUACCUGAUGACCAGAAAUCUUUCAUUAAUGGAAUAGUAGAUCAGAUCAGUAUAUUUAUGGAGAAAUCAGAAGAGGAAUCAUUAAAUCUGCCUGUAUGUAAUGGUUUUCAGCGUAAACUUAUUUAUCAAACAGUAAGAAACAAGUUUAGUUCCGUACAUCUAGAAGCUAAGAAAGGAGAGAAGAAAGAUAGAUAUAUAUGUGUCACAAAAAUAAGUGGUGAAGAAGAAAUGAAGAUGAGAGAAGGUGCUAAACAGGCAGCAGAAAGGGCAGAAAUAGAUGAUGCUGUUGGGUUUUCCAAAGUAGUAAGAAUGAUAUCACAAUCAGGAAAGUUGUUAGUUGGACAUAACAUGUUAUUAGAUGUAAUGCAUACUAUAAAUCAGUUUCAUUUUCCAUUACCCGAGGAAUAUGAAGAUUUUAAGUCUAUGACUAAAUGUAUCUUUCCCAAAUUAGUUGAUACCAAGUUAAUGGCUCAAACUCAUCCUUUUAAGGAUCAUAUUCCAGUUUCUGUUCUGGGUGAUUUACAUAAAACAUUGUCCUUUAAACCAUUUGAGUUAGCAGAGGUUGAGUUUCCUAAAGGUUACACCAACUAUAAUGAUAAUAGUAAAUAUCAUGAAGCUGGUUAUGAUGCCUUUGUAACAGGAUUGUGUUUUGCUAGUAUGAAAAAUUUCUUAGGUAGUUUCCAGAAACCACCCAAAGAUUUUGUUUCACCUUCUUCACCUUUAGUAGAACCAUUUAUGAAUAAAUUAUUUCUGAUGAGGAAUUUUGAAGUACCUUAUAUGAAUCUUAAUGGAGCAGAUUUAACUGCCAAUAGAGAUCAUGUAUUCCAUAUGACCUUUCCUAAAGACUGGAAAUCUAAUGACAUCUCAAAUCUCUUUUCUGCUCAUGGUAAUGUACAGAUCUUCUGGUUAGAUGAUACCACGGCUCUAGUUGCACUUUAUAAAAAAGAAAACUCAAAAUCAGCAUAUGAUGAUUUACAUGUACAAAAGUCUAAUUUUACCAUUCAAAAAUAUAAAGACUUCUUGAGUUUUUCCGAUGGAGAAAAGCACAACAAAAAUAGUCAUAGUAAAUCUACUGUUAGAAAACGUUCACAUAAUGAGACAGAUAAUGAUGUUCCUUCUAAAAAGAAAAAAACACUGAAUGUUGCAGCUCAACCCUUCGUGUAUAAACAACCUGAUGUUAUAUCAGAAGGUGAUGAUAGUUCUAAUACAUCUAAUACUAGUACUACAGAUGUUACCAUGGUUGAUUCUACACACAAUACACAAAUUGAUGUAAAGGAAGAUGUGAAAGAAGCUGAUAAACUGUUUGAAGAAACCGCUGCCUGGUGAUUAGAGUUUUCUUGAAAACAGCUGUAAUUGUUUUCUCAUCUACUUUAAAUUUGAUAGACUCAUUAUUUCAUUGUUAUACAUAGAAUCUGUGAUAUAUGUCAUCCAUCAUUAUUUAGCAAUAUUGUGCUUUAUUUAUGUAUAUGAAAGUGCUACAUAGCUGUUUUGUGUUUAAGAUUUGACAAAGAAGACAAAGACAUUAUAAAAGAAAUAAGAAUUCAAUUAAAUCGUGUAAAAAUUAUUAAGUGACAAUUGAUUGUUUGAUUUUCAUCUGUAUUUAAUAAAAUAUGAGAAAG
Molecule: messenger RNA, 2199 nt
Organism: Patella vulgata (common limpet)
Lineage: Eukaryota; Metazoa; Mollusca; Gastropoda; Patellidae
Product: poly(A)-specific ribonuclease PARN
Exons: 22
Coding region: 56-1906 (616 amino acids)
Biological process (GO): nuclear-transcribed mRNA poly(A) tail shortening
Cellular component (GO): nucleus; cytoplasm
Molecular function (GO): metal ion binding; poly(A)-specific ribonuclease activity; RNA binding
Source: RefSeq, a predicted model, not a curated record